AAAAGAAAAAAAAGUUACACGACAUACACACACUACUAUCAUUACACCCAAAAAAAAGAAGAGCAGAAAGCAAGCAAAGCAAAGGGGGCAGAAGAGGAGCAGAGGUGUGAGACAUGGACGAUUACACUCGAGAAAUGAUGGAGUUGAAGACCCUCGUCACCAAAACCCUUGAGAAGAAAGGGGUCCUCGCCAAGAUUCGAGCUGAGCUGAGGGCUAGCGUAUUUGAGGCUAUCGAGGAAGAGGACAGGGUAGUUGAAGAGGAAGAAGGUCUGCCUCCUGCACUGUUGGGCAGCUGCAAUGAUCGUGCAAAAAAACUUCAUUCGUCUCCUUCAGGGAGGCUUUUAACUGCACUAAUAUGUGAAUAUCUGGACUGGGCACAACUCAACCACACCCAUAAAGUUUACCUGCCAGAGUGCAAUAUGCAAAAGGACUCAUGGAAAUCCGAGUUAAAAGACUUCAGUAACAAGAAUGGAUAUGAUCUUAACAGAAACGGCGAUAGUGGCCCUCUGCUUUUGGAUGUUCUUGAAGGAUUCCUGAAAUAUGAGAAUUUAACACAAGCAAUGAAUACUGGUAGGAGAUCCACUCCUGAUACAGAGUCAUACUCCAGCAUAGAAUCCAGAAAUAGUCGAAGACCGCCUUCAUCAACUGUUGCUGGGGGCUUAGCUCCCUUAGGAAGGCCGGGUCCUGUUUCUCAGUCAUCUGACAGGAGAGGCGGAUCAUCCAUGUCGGGCUACAGGAAAGAUGAAUACAACUGGAGAUAUGACAGCAAUGAACAUCCAGAUGAGGUAGAUGGUGCGUCAUCUGCUUUGGAAAACCUUCACUUGGAUAGAAAGGCGCGGAAUUUGACAAACUCUUGGUGGCACAGUAGGGAUGGAGUAACCGAAGAUGAUGGUAGGCCAGACCAUAUGUAGUUCACGUGAAAUCCUCAAAAGUACUCUGCAUGCAAUGUUUGCUGUAUCAUAUAAUCUUUGAGUUAUGCUGCCAGACUUGGGUAGUAAGAUGUUCAUGAUAUGUUAUAUAACUAAGUAGAUCUGGAUCAUGGAUUUUUGUAUGAACCUUUUCCUUUUAUGCUCUGUGAACUGAUGUUCCUUAUCUCAAGGAAAAUGUGUACAGUGUAAUGGUAGAUCUAUAUACCAUUGCAUGAUAACUAUCUCUAUCUGAUAUUAGAUUCCGGGGGCAAUUAUGUUGAAAA
Molecule: messenger RNA, 1192 nt
Organism: Daucus carota subsp. sativus
Lineage: Eukaryota; Viridiplantae; Streptophyta; Magnoliopsida; Apiales; Apiaceae
Product: protein TONNEAU 1a
Exons: 8
Coding region: 114-911 (265 amino acids)
Molecular function (GO): protein binding
Source: RefSeq, a predicted model, not a curated record